CCACCAACCAGCAGCAGUCAUCACCACCACACCUCCGCGGCGGCGCCAGCGUUACUGCCUUCCCUUGCUGCUCUCCUCCCCCCCGCGCCGCCGCAACCAGAACCCUAAACCCUAGCAGCCCCCCUCCGCCGCCGGCAACCAUGGCGGACGCCGUCCAGUACCGCCUCGAGCGGAUGACCGACGAGCUCGACGACCUCGAGCGCCGGGGCCUCUUCACCCGCGCCGAGCUCGCCGACGUCGUCCGCCGCCGCCGCGACUUCGAGUUCCGCAUCCGACGCCACUCCCCGCUCCGUCAGGACUUCCUCGACUACAUCGCCUACGAGCUCCGCCUCGACUCCCUCCGCAACCUCCGCAAGCGCGCAAUCAUACGCGCCGCCGACUCCGAAUCCGAUGACGACGACCGUGGCAGUGACGACGAGGGAGGCAGCAAGAAGAGGAAAAGGAAAAGGGGCAAGAAGUGGAAGAAGUCCAUCUCCGACGUCGCGGGGGUCCUCCGCGUCCUCGACAUCUACAGGAUGGCAACCGUCAGGUUCAAGGGAGACCUCGACCUCUGGUUCCGAUACCUCGAGUUCUGCCGCGACAAGCGACACGGAAGGAUGAAGCAGGUUCUGGCACAAGCCAUUCGCUUCCAUCCCAAGGUUCCUGGGCUUUGGAUCUAUGCGGCAGCAUGGGAAUUUGAUCAGAACCUGAAUGUUGCUGCAGCACGUGCACUGAUGCAGAGUGGCCUCAGGUCCUGUCCAGACUCAGAGGAUAUGUGGAUCGAGUAUCUUCGCAUGGAGCUUACCUACCUUAACAAGCUCAAGGCUCGAAAGGUAGCUCUCGGGGAGGAUGUGAAGAUGCUGCAAAAGAGUGAUAACGAUGCUGGCCAAUGGAAAGAGGAAAACAAAGAACUGUUCAUGCCACUGAAUGAAAAAGAUGAAGGGCCUGAGGACUCAAGGUCAGGUGGAGAGGCUCUGGAGGAGAAGGAAGACAUGUUCUGGCGGCAAGGAUUGUUAAUCAUCCAAACCAUAUAUCAUGGUGCGAUGGAAGCUCUUCCAUCGAGCUUAACCUUGCGGAAGAAAUUCUUGGAGAUAUUAAACAGUGUGGACUUGGCACAUUCUGAGGAGAUGAAGAUAGAGGUCCUGGAUGACCUGAAGAAAGAUUUCUCCCAUUGCGAGGACUAUUGGGAUUGGUUUGCUAGGCUUCAGCUAACUGACUUGAAUAAGUCCAGUACUUUGAACGGAAAGGAUGCUCUAUCGAAUAAGUUGAACAAAUCAAUUCAGGUAUAUGAUGAAGCUGUCAGAAGGCUGCCAACUUCCAAAAUGCAUUCCCUUUAUGCAAAUUUUUGGAUGGAUGUUCUAUAUCCUGAUAGGGAAGAUUCCAUUGCAUCAUUCCAAAAUUCUGAAUUUGAUGCUUCAGAAUUCACUUCAUCUAUACUGAAAGUUUAUGAAAGUGCUGAAUCAUGUGGGUGUCUUACUGAGGAUCUUGCUUGCCAAUAUGUAUCACUUUGUUUGAAACUCGAAAGACUGGAGGAAGCUAAGAAUCUUGCAGAAAAGCUUUGCAACGGUCCUCUUUCAGAUGCUGCGAAUUUGUGGAGCCUGAGAGCUUCUAUGGAGAUAAAUUCGUUUGCUACUGCGGGCAGUUCUCCAUUCAGCAAGGAGAACUUGAGUUGUUUAUUUGAUCUAUUUAACACUGUACUUUCUAAGUUACCCAUAACUCAGACUGAGGGAUUGUGGCACAUGGCCAUGAAAUUGUUUUCUAAUGAGAAGAUCUAUUUUGAGAAGCUGGUGAAGUGUGCGAUGCUAUCAUUAAGUUUGGCAGGUGGGAGUGAUUUGGGUGCGUCGGUUUCUUCUGCAAUUGUUGGAUGGUAUUUGCAAAGAGACGGUAUGAAACAAGCUAGGAAGAUGUACAAGAGGCUUCUCGCUCUACCCCGUCCGAGCCUGAAGUUUUUCCAGUACUGCAUAGAGCUGGAAGCUAACCUUGCUUCGCUGGGAGACAAUGGUGCCCUUGCAAAUGCUCGUAAGCUUUAUGAUUCAGCAAUCGACCACUAUCCGCAGGAAAGAGAAGUGUGGAGAAACUACUACAACCUGGAGUUGAAGGUGGGAACAUCAGAAACUGCAAAUACUGUUUACUGGCGUGCUCGUAAGGUGCUUGGUGACUCCACUGCACUGACUGCUCCCAGUAGCUAGCAGGAUGCGACCUGUGUUAACUUGUACUACCCUUUUUGAUUGGAUUUAUUUAUUUUCCGUGGGCAUAUUUGGGUCAGCAGUUAAGCUGAUUGCAAGAAAAUUUUGGCUUGUCUCUGUUUGCUGGGUUUGGGUUUUCAUUCUGGAAUCCAGCCACAGCGUUCAACUGAAUGGAAUGGAGCAAUAUCCCGUGUUGUGGUUGGGCUUGAA
Molecule: messenger RNA, 2375 nt
Organism: Setaria italica (foxtail millet)
Lineage: Eukaryota; Viridiplantae; Streptophyta; Magnoliopsida; Poales; Poaceae
Product: U3 small nucleolar RNA-associated protein 6 homolog
Exons: 6
Coding region: 141-2168 (675 amino acids)
Biological process (GO): maturation of SSU-rRNA from tricistronic rRNA transcript (SSU-rRNA, 5.8S rRNA, LSU-rRNA)
Cellular component (GO): small-subunit processome; Pwp2p-containing subcomplex of 90S preribosome
Molecular function (GO): protein binding; snoRNA binding
Source: RefSeq, a predicted model, not a curated record